UCUCUAGGGCUUGUUUCGGUCCCAGAACACACUCCCUGCAAAAUCCCUCUCUUCCGACCGUUGGACCUUUCCCGCGUAAAUUUGAAUUCGAUUCCAACCGAAAUAAUCUUUGGCGGGGAAAUUCUAUUCCAGGCUUUCCAGCGCCUCUUCUUUCCUUUUCUCCCAACGUCCAAAAGCCUUUUGAAUUCCUUUUUCUUGGGGGAAAAGGAAAAUCGGGUCUGCAUGAAUUCCUCGGUUGCCGAAAUCAUAUGGCGGGAAGUGCCCGAUUGGGACGACGAUGUCGUGUCAGCAGCUCGAUUCAAGGCAUUUAGUGGACAGAGAUCAGAUUGGGAGCCCAAGUUCUUAUUCUGGAGGGACUUGAUUCUGAAGGUGGCUCGGCAUCUGGGCGUCUUCAUCAUCCAAGCAUCCGAGGUGAAGAACAGUUGGUUUGUUCGAGGAGGCUUGACGCCUUUGUGCAUCGAUGCUGUUCUGCUUGAAAUGUACAAGAAUGGUGACAUUUUAAGAAGUGGAGAUCUCAUGGACCCAACUAGUCGGAGCCUCUACCAGAUGUUUAAAAGAAUAGGACAUUUGAUAGGUAUAUCCAAAUCAUCAACUCCUCAAGAAAUUUUUGAAGACCAUCUCAUCCUAAGGACACUAAUGCAGGAAAGUGCUGCUGAAGUUGUCAAGGGUUUGUCUGAAAAUCAUUGGACGUCCAGUUGUAUUGUUACGACUGCAGAGUUCCAGAGCAUCUGUAAAGGAUCUGAUGAAGCUUAUGCGAUCUUGAGCUAUUUGUCUGGAUGCGGGAAAGCACGGUAUCUCUCAAUCAGACAAAAGGAUUUCAUCGAGGGGGUGAAAGUUUCUCUUGUGCCCCAAGCUGUUCCCAAUAUCUCAAGUCUUGAUUACGAUACUUUGCACUUGGUUUGGACGACGGAAAAAUUUCGGCAACAACUUGAUGUGAUUGAUCGGCGUUAUGAGAAGUCGAGAAAAUCAGCAUUAGAUUUCAUUAAGUCGGGAAACAAAAAAGGUGCUCUCAGACAUGUCCGGCAGUUAAAACUGACGUCCGAAAGCAGAGAAAAAUGCACUUCACUCUUGAAUCGGGUUGAAGAAGUGCUCAAUAUAAUUGCAAAUGCUGAAUCCACAAAGAAGGUUUCUGAAGCCAUCCAAAUUGGAGCUCGAGCAAUCAAGGAGAACAGCAUCAGCGUCGAAGAAGUUCAUAUUCAUCUCGAAGAACUCAAUGAGAGUAUUGCAUCUCAGAAGCAAGUAGAAGAAGCUUUAGAAAUACCACUUCAAUAUGCAGAUAUCGAAGAUGAAGAUAUCGAAGAGGAAUUUAAGAAGCUGGAGAUGGAACUUGGAGAUGAAACACCAUCUGAGCAAAUUGCCAAAACUGUCAUGGAUGGUGCAGCAAAGGAAGUGGAAGAAACACAAGCUGUGCAAAUUGCUGAAACCAUCACAGAUGGUGCAACAAAGGAAGUGGAAACUCAGACAUCGGCAGAAAUGCUAAGCCAGACGUUAUCAAAUCUCAAGCUGGAAGCUGUAUAGAUCCGUGAACUCCAUAGCUACAAUGUAAGAUGAAUAUUAUUUAUUUCAUUUUGUUUUCGUGUCUUUUCACGAAUGCAGAUCUUUUCAUGUGCCAAUAACUGGAAUACUUGGUUCUUUACAAAGAAAUAUAUGUUUCAUAUUUUCCUUUGUA
This is a messenger RNA of Magnolia sinica, 1669 nucleotides long. RefSeq lists its product as uncharacterized. The record is from RefSeq and is a predicted model, not a curated record. Lineage: Eukaryota; Viridiplantae; Streptophyta; Magnoliopsida; Magnoliales; Magnoliaceae. Bases 223 to 1518 code for a protein of 431 amino acids. The transcript has 8 exons. Gene Ontology annotation, biological process: vesicle budding from membrane; late endosome to vacuole transport via multivesicular body sorting pathway. Gene Ontology annotation, cellular component: cytoplasmic side of plasma membrane; multivesicular body; ESCRT III complex.